Molecule: messenger RNA, 455 nt
Organism: Thalassophryne amazonica
Lineage: Eukaryota; Metazoa; Chordata; Actinopteri; Batrachoidiformes; Batrachoididae
Gene: polr2j
Product: polymerase (RNA) II (DNA directed) polypeptide J
Exons: 3
Coding region: 55-408 (117 amino acids)
Biological process (GO): transcription by RNA polymerase II
Cellular component (GO): RNA polymerase II, core complex
Molecular function (GO): DNA binding; protein dimerization activity
Source: RefSeq, a predicted model, not a curated record
UUACUGUUAACUUGAACGCAGCACGAGUCACUUCACGUUGUGCACGCGGACAAGAUGAACGCGCCUCCUGCUUUCGAAUCGUUUCUGCUGUUUGAAGGCGAAAAGAAAAUCACCAUCACCAAAGACACCAAAGUGCCCAACGCCUGUUUGUUUACCCUGAAUAAAGAGGACCACACGCUGGGCAACAUCAUCCGAGCUCAGCUGCUGAAGGAUCCUCAGGUCCUCUUUGCUGGUUAUAAGGUUCCACAUCCUUUGGAGCAUAAGAUCGUGAUCAGGGUUCAGACCACGCCCGACUACAGCCCUCAGGAAGCAUUUACGAAUGCCAUCACAGACCUGAUCAGUGAGCUGUCUCUGCUGGAGGAGCGCUUCAGAGUGGCCAUUAAGGACAAACAGGAGGGCAUUGAGUGAAGCUCCGCCCCCAACCAGCUUCAAUAAAGUUUAGUGAUGUUUGCUUC